This is a messenger RNA of Drosophila eugracilis, 3072 nucleotides long. RefSeq names its product E3 ubiquitin-protein ligase TRIM9 (gene Trim9). The transcript has 10 exons. Gene Ontology annotation, molecular function: zinc ion binding; protein binding. The record is from RefSeq and is a predicted model, not a curated record. The coding region runs from base 583 to 2805 and encodes 740 amino acids. NCBI's taxonomy places the organism in Eukaryota, Metazoa, Arthropoda, Insecta, Diptera, Drosophilidae.
AUGCAACCACCAGUCGUUCAAAAAUCUCAUGCGAAUCGGUCGUGUUGCGGAUGGUUCGUCGCGUUCAAACGUAAAUCGCGAAAUUUGAGUCUUAAGGGAAAUUUUUGAAACAAUUUUGUGGUCUAUCAAAGAUAAUGCUAUAAGGAUUUAAAAGCAUCCACAAAGGAAGUUAAGAGUGUUGAAAGAUCAUCAAAAAGUUACUUUUGAGAAGUGCCCAUAAGUGUACUAAUGAUAACUGCCAAUUUACAAGUCGAUCAGUGAGUCCUAAAUCAGAUUUGAAACUGAAAAAUUCUCAAAAAAGGAAAAAAUCAUCAAAUAACAUAUUUAAAAUUUUUAAUUUUGAUAAAAGUGAAAUAUAUUAAAAAAAUUCACCCACUGGAUUAAAGUGAAAAAAAAUAAGAAACUGGAUUUAAAAAGUUACAAAAAAUAAGUGAAAAGUGACUAGUUUUGGGAUUAUUAAAGCCAUGUUGUCCCAAAGUGAGCAGCCCAACUAAAGCGAGGAUAUAACCGAUUCUAAAAAGGAACACCUAAUCACCAAUCUCAAUUCAAAGCGCACCUUUUUGCGGAUUCUAAUCACCAGAAAUGGAGGACGAACUGCGUUGCCCCACGUGCAAGCAGCUGUACGCUAAUCCCGUGCUGUUGCCCUGCUUCCAUGCCCUCUGUUUGGGCUGUGCCCUGGACAUCCAGACACCUUACAAUCCGGGAUCUGGUGUGCCGGGGACUGUUAAUGGAUCGGGAGGAACCUCAUCAGGUGGACACAAUGGAAUUCACGGCAAUGGAGGUGGUUCCGGAGGUGGAGCAACUGCCACUGGGACAAAUCCCAAUGGACCCGGCACUCGACACAGCUCGCAUAGCUCGGCUGCCAGCACAGCCAGUUCGAAUACCGGAAGUGAGAGCGUCACCUCCGACCAGGAUCAGUCGGACAAGGUGAGCAUCUUUAGCGAGGCCGACUCAGGUGUCGUCUGCUGCUCGAACACAUCCCGACCGGUAUCGUACGCCGGCACAGGACUCCUCCCGGGAGUGGGUAAUGUGGUUGCUCCACCAGGAGCCGCCUACUGUCUCACAUGUCCGCUCUGCCGCAAGCUCGUCUUCUUCGAUGACGGCGGCGUUAGGAAUCUGCCCACUUAUCGCGCCAUGGAGGCCAUUGUUGAUCGUUUCUGUGCUCGGGAGGCCCUUCGUUGUCAAAUGUGCGAGUCGGAUCCCAAGGUCGCUUCCUUGGUCUGCGAGCAGUGCGAGAUUCGGUAUUGCGAUGCCUGUCGGGAGUUGACUCAUCCCGCUCGUGGUCCGUUGGCUAAGCACACAUUGGUCAAGCCACGUGGCGCAGCCCAACAAAGGGAGUCCGUCUGCGGGGAGCAUGAGGAAACUCUCUCGCAGUACUGCCUCAACUGCAAGGCCCCAGCCUGUGGACUCUGCAUUGGAGAACUACGCCACCAGGCCCACGACAUCCAGUCCAUCAACGUCACAUGCAAGGCUCAAAAGACGGAGCUUUCGCACAAUCUGCAACAAUUGUCGGAGAAGGCACGUUCCACGACCGAGUUCAUCCAGCGCCUCAAAGGCAUGAGCGACAAAGUUACGGAAUCCUGCAUGGAGUUCGAGCGCCUCGUCCAUGCCCAAUGCGAUGCUCUGAUUCAGGCCAUUCACGACAGACGCGAAUAUCUGCUGGAGGCGAUUCGCAUGGACAAGGACACCAAGAUCAGGAUACUGAAGGACCAACAGUCGAACUGCACUGGCAAGUUGCAGCAGACCACAGGACUCAUUCAGUUCUGCAUUGAAGCUCUAAAGGAGACUGACAGCGCCGCCUUUCUUCAGGUGGGUUCUAUGCUUAUUAAUCGGGUGACCAACACGGACAUGACCUGGCAUCAAGAGGUCACCAAUGCUGCCCCUCGUGUUUCCCCCAUUGUGGAUUUGACCCUCGAUGAUGCUGCCCUGGCACGUGCCAUAGAUAACUUGAACUUCAUCCAAAUGAAAGCCGUCAAAGAUGGAGACGAAAGAUGUCCGGCAGCACCCAUGACCCCAACUAUACUGCCAUCGGAUUGUUCAGCUGAAAAUAAUUCUGUUACCGUUGCGUGGCAGCCACCAAAUCAUUCGUUCGUCGAGGGCUAUGUCCUGGAACUGGAUGAUGGCAGCGGUGGAGAGUUCAGGGAAGUCUACUGCGGCAAGGAAACAAUUUGCACCGUGGACGGACUGCACUUCAACUCGAUGUACAAUGCCCGGGUGAAGGCCUUCAAUUCCGCCGGAGAGGGUGAAUACUCGGAGCUGAUUGGACUCCAGACUGCCGAAGUGGCCUGGUUCACGUUUGAUCCCGUUCUGAGCGGCGGUGCCGGCUCUGGCUUAAUCUUCAGCAAAAACAAUGCCACCGUCAGCGUCGAAGGCUGGGAGCACCGUGUGGCCCUCGGCUCCGUAGGCUUCUCACGGGGCGUCCACUACUGGGAAUUCACCAUCGACAACUAUACGGCGGACACGGAUCCGGCCUUUGGAGUGGCCCGCAUUGACGUGGCCCGGAACAAAAUGCUGGGCAAAGACGAGAAAUCAUUCGCCAUGUACAUCGACCGCCAGCGAUCCUGGUUCCAGCACAACUCCGUGCACGAGCGGCGAGUUGAGGGCGGCAUAACCACAGGAAGUACGAUUGGAGUCCUGCUGGAUCUGGAGAGGCACACCCUAAGCUUCCUGGUCAACGAAAUGCCCCAAGGAUCGGUGGCUUUCCGGGAUCUCUAUGGAGUCUUCUAUCCAGCAGUGAGCAUCAAUAGAGGAGUCACAUUGACCAUGCACACGGCUUUGGAUGCGCCCAAAAUGGAUUACUUCUAGAGAUGAUCGGGUGCAGGGUGGACAAGUAGCAAAUUGUGUACAUAGAGCUUGACAUUUGGCAGUUAUCGGUGUCUAUAUAGCAUUACCUUAACACGAACAGUUUACUCAGACAGCUUACAUACCUAGCAAUACGUGUACGUGUAGUUUUCGGGCAAGGUUCAGCGACAUAUCUCCAUUUAAUCGUAUCUCUAUUCGUAGUUCUAGGCACUGUUUGUAAAACGCUGCGCCAAAUCGGAGAGAAAUUAUUAAAAAUAAUUGAAAUCAUUU